UGUUAUGACUCAUUUAAUGUUCUAACAAUGACCACCAAUAUGAAGCACAGAUUUGAUGCCAAUAAACCUGCACCACCUAUAAAGAGUUUAUUUACUAGUGGAGCUAUGAGUAGCACCACGUCAAGACGAACUUUACAAGUGAUUCAACCGCUUGCUACUUCAGAUCAACUUGUUGGCAGGCUUAAUGAGCCCAACAAGCAGUCUCCCAAAAGAAAACACUGGAAUGAUGAUCAACCAAAGAUCUGCAAGAAAUCACGCACACAGAUUGCUCAAGACACCACAGAAGGCAGCGAUGAGAAUUCGGAAAGUCAAGCCAUUACAAGAGAAGCUUAUCAACUUCUGGUUAAAGCUAAUCCAAGUUCCACAUACUGGAAGGAGUUGGCAGAAGAGCGAAGAAAAGCCCUGUUCAAGGUUCUACAAGAAAAUGAAAGACUACACAAAGAAAUUGAACAUAAAGAUGAAGACAUUUUGAAGUUACAGAAAGAGAACCAAGAGCUUGCAGAGUUAGCAGAGCAUGUGCAGUACAUGGCUGAUCUGAUUGAGAAGCUAACCGCACAGAGUGCUGAUGAGCAGGAAGCUGAGUCGGAGCAGGAAGCUGAGUCGGAGCAGGAAGCUGAGUCGGAGCAGGAAGCUGAGUCGGAGCAGGAAGCUGAGUCGGAGCAGGAAGCUGAGUCGGAGCAAGAAGCUGAGUCCAAUGUGGCUACAGAAGAACCUCUUGAGAGUUCUGAGUUAGGGUCUGAUAAGGAAGAAGAUUAGGUACAUUAUAUUCUAGACUGCCUAAUAAAAAGCUGCUGACACCAAAGGGGAGGGAGACUUAUUUCCCCUGCAUAGUUUUCUGAAAGAACUUCAGUGCUGCAACAAUGACUGCCAGUUAUAUGAACUGCCAUCCUCGUCAUCUCUAAUAUGAGUGGUCUUGUGUAAUUUUGUUCCAUGCAUAAGUUGAUAAUUGCAUGUUUAAAAUAUUCCUUUUUAUGUAAGGAACUGUAAUAGGUAGCAAAUAAACUUAAUGGACAAGAUUACUAAAUCUGUCCUUAUUUGAUAUGUAAAUGCAUUCCAGGAAAAUGUACAUUUAAGAAUUUAUGCUUUUAGUUGACAUUUUAGUGUAUACACCAUUUUGUGUAAUAAAUUUUUGUAAAGUU
Molecule: messenger RNA, 1139 nt
Organism: Carcharodon carcharias (great white shark)
Lineage: Eukaryota; Metazoa; Chordata; Chondrichthyes; Lamniformes; Lamnidae
Gene: gmnn
Product: geminin DNA replication inhibitor
Exons: 7
Coding region: 28-756 (242 amino acids)
Biological process (GO): negative regulation of cell cycle; negative regulation of DNA replication
Cellular component (GO): nucleus
Source: RefSeq, a predicted model, not a curated record